Dromaius novaehollandiae (emu) is the source of this 1671-nucleotide messenger RNA. RefSeq names its product spermatogenesis associated 33 (gene SPATA33). NCBI's taxonomy places the organism in Eukaryota, Metazoa, Chordata, Aves, Casuariiformes, Dromaiidae. The transcript is spliced from 3 exons. The record is from RefSeq and is a predicted model, not a curated record. Gene Ontology annotation, cellular component: cytoplasm; nucleus. Bases 957 to 1463 code for a protein of 168 amino acids.
CAGAGGCCCGGGGUCAGCAGAGCGCACAGCAGCCGCUGUGGCGGGCUGGCACCCGUGACCCGGCUCGCACCCGUGCCUGGGCUUGCUGCUACGCUGACACGGCCCCUGCUGACUUCAAGGGGUGAGGUGGGGUGGGACAGCAAGUUCUCCGGGAAGUGCUGGCUCCCUCCACCUGAGCAGUGUCGCUGCCCUGACCCUCUGGCUGUGCGGGCUAGUGAAAGAGCUCAACAUCUUGACCCCGAGGGCUGGAGACUCCCAGGACACAAACCAAAAGGUUCGUGUUUUCCCACUUCCCAGAAAUAGAUUAGCCAGGGAGUGUCCGACGGCAGAGGGCGGGUGGGAGGCAGGAACUGGCCGAGCACCAGGGAACACCCUUCCUGACCCAGCGCGACGGGAACCACGGGAUAAAUCCAGCUAAACGGCUCCCUCUUCCCGCAGCCGCCGGCAUCGGCGAGGCUCCCACGACAGGGAAGAGACAGAGCUGCAGCACCUCGGUGCUUCCUUGAAGGCAGAUCUCUGCGGGUCGGGACUUCCUUCUCUUCCUAGGAAAAGUGACUUUUUUUUUAAACACCCUACACGUUUUUUCCUCUCUGCCAGCAAAGAUCAGGGGACAGAGCGGUCUCCAGGCUCCUGUUAACGUUAAUCCAGUCCCUGGGAGGAGGCCGACCCAGCCCCAGCGGGCUCACGGGGCUGUGCUGCUAACGCCUCAUCCGAGCACAGCCUAUCGCGACGCCCUCAGAGCAGGGCCAAGGCCCCGCCGUAACGACAGCGCCGCCGGAGGCUGCCGUAGCUCAGGCGAGGGCCGCCUGCCCCUCUACCCCGCGGGGCGAGGCCGGGGGCCCGCUCCUGCCCCCCACGAGGGGCUGGGCCCCGUCUCUCGGGAGGGAAAGCCCCCGUCCGGGGCGGGCGCUGCGACGGGGCUGCCGCAAGAGGUGCCCCGCCGACUCGGGGCGGCGAUGCGCUGCGGAGAGGCGCCGGAGGGACCGCCGGGCCGGCCGCGCUCACCUUCAGCUGGAAGAGCGUGUCUGCAAGGGAAGGAGACAGAGCCUCAGCGCCGCGCCGGGCCAGGCCCCGCCGCCGCCCCCGCGGGAGGCCAGCGCGGCGCAGCCGGCAGCCAGGACGAGGCGUGUGGGGAAACGGCUCCAACCGGCGGCCACGACCCCCACGGCGUCGCCAGCGAGCUCUCGGUGACACAGUCCAGCCGUCUGUCGGCGGAGGGACCCCACCAGAAAGGGGAGAAAGCGGCCGAGAAGAAAAAGCCUCCUGUUCCCAAAAUCGUCAUCACGGGGCCCUCGGAGGACUCGGCCUCGCUCACGUCGCUGAAGGACCUCCCGGAGCCACGAGCCAUCCGCGAUGUAGCCAACCGCGGCCCCUAUCGGGCGCACCGGCAGCCCAGCACGGUGGAGGCCUACCGCUCCCCGCCGCGCCCCGCGGCCCCCGCCGCGAGUGAAACAGGGAACUAGUCGCAGCACCGCCGUUGUCGGCCUCGCUUUCCCCGGCCCACCGGGAGCGCGGCGGGGAGGGCCCGGCGCCGCCGCCGCCGCUAGGCCGCGCCUUGCCUAGCAACGGUUGCCAGGGGCCGCCGUGGGGGGCGGGGCCUGCUGCGGGCCAGCUACACUGCGCAUGCGCGAGGGCGGGCCCUACGGGCGAGCUACACAGCGCCUGCGUAAG